AUGUGGAGUGACCAGGUCAUGGGUCAGCUUCUUCUCAAAUGUGAACAAGAACAUCAUAUCCGUGUCCUGUCUGAAAAUGCCUUCCGCGGCCUGGUGAAUCUUGACCGCCUGUUGCUGCAUGACAACCGCAUCCGACAAGUCCAUCGGCGAGCCUUCCGUGACCUGGGCAGAUUGACCAUCCUCUAUCUCUUCAACAACUCUCUGCAGGAGCUUCCAGGCCAGGUGUUGAAGGAUACGUCAUUGGUGCAGUUUCUCAGGCUCAAUGGUAACCCCUGGACCUGCGGCUGUGAAGCCAGGUCGCUAUGGGAGUGGUUCCGCAAAGCUCGGAUCUCCAGCUCAGACCUAACAUGCUCUUCACCAGCCCCUCGUAAAGGCCAGGACCUGAGGUUCCUGCGGGAGCUGGACUUCGCCCUCUGCCCGUUACCUGACCCAGGAUCCCUGGCUGGCACUACAACCACCACCUUCAGCACCAAGACCCGUUGGUGGUUCUCCAAGAACAAACCGGCCUCAUCAUCCAAGAGCCACGUUCACAAGAGCAGCGAGACCUUGAAGGCUUUUCCAUUCACCUCUGUCAAACAUCCCUCAUCUUCAUCAUCCAAGUACGAUCUCACAGUGGAGGAGGCUGCUUUACCCAAGCUGGAGCCUGAAGAGUACUGGGCAAACUAUGGCAAUGAGGAUGCAGCCUCAGUCCGCUGUUUCGAGCUUGAAUGUCCACCAGGAUACGACUCUCCCAUUCUCCCAUCUUCCUCUUCGUCUUCACUUCUGUCCUUCCUCUCGCUCACAGCACUUACUCUCUCUUUUCACCUUCUCUUCAGCUGAGUUUUCCUUCUCCUCCUCUUCUUCUUCUGUUAUGCUCCACUACCUUUCUCCUGCAAUCGGGCUUAUGCUAAAAAAUGCAUAGAAGCAGCCAUGCAGGAAAGGGUGACAAGACUGGCACACAACAACAAAUUAAAGACAACACACACUGUGCAAUUCAUAAAGUACAACAGAGACAGAGCUACUGCAUGCAUGCACUGCCAGCAGGCUUUGCAACACCACCUCAAGUCACGUCCUUCUCUAAAAUCAGAGAACACAGGACAAGUAGAGGGGCAAAGAGAAAAAAGGCAGUGAUGUGGAAAAUUAAACUAGAGGUCAAUGCCAAAGAUGGCAGGGAAAGUUUCAACAUGGAGAGGAAAACUCUCAUGCUGACAAAUGAGCUUACGUCAGUUAUCAAAUUACCGUCACAUCAUCAUGUAAAUAGGAACAUACACAAACUAGACAUACUUUUCCAACAGGAGACUGUCAAUAGACUAGAGAGUAGAUCUAUUUGUCUUUUUGGUGAAUGCUGGGUACUAAACCAUACACUAUCAGAUACAGUGGCUC
Molecule: messenger RNA, 1362 nt
Organism: Sinocyclocheilus anshuiensis
Lineage: Eukaryota; Metazoa; Chordata; Actinopteri; Cypriniformes; Cyprinidae
Product: reticulon-4 receptor-like 2
Exons: 2
Coding region: 1-819 (272 amino acids)
Cellular component (GO): plasma membrane
Molecular function (GO): protein binding
Source: RefSeq, a predicted model, not a curated record